ACCGACCAACAAAAUCAGUAAGCCAGAAACGAGUUCUUUGGCAGCCAGUCAGCCACUAUCUCUCUCUUUGAAAAAUCUUAGCAAAAUAAAAUCACGACAUGGAAACCGCUUCUUGUUCAAUCCUUCACACUCUCGCCUUCUCCAAUAACACCGCAACUGCAACUAUUAACAAUAACCACCAUCUUUUUCUGCCUCCUAAAACCAAUCCUUCAUUUUCCUCUACUUUCCCGAGGAACUUCAACUUCCAUGGAAAACCCCUGCAAUUCAAUGGCUUCACUGCUUUCAGCUCACCUUCUAGUGCCCAGAGCCAAAACCCACCUCAGGAACUAGCUGUUCUUCUCGAAGUUGAUGGGGUCAUUAUGGAUGCAUAUCGUUUGGGUAAUCGCCAAGCCUUCAAUUUAGCAUUUCAAAAGCUCGGGCUUGACUGCGCAAACUGGACUGAACCCGUGUAUUCAGAUCUUGUAAGGAGAAGUGCUGGUAAUGAAGAAAAGAUGCUGGUUCUAUAUUUUAAUCGAAUUGGUUGGCCUACUUCAUUGCCUACAAGUGAGAAGGAGCCAUUUGUGAAAAGUGUACUGCGAGAGAAGAAAAAUGCACUGGAGGAACUGAUGCUGAAAAGUUUACCUUUACGACCAGGAGUUGAGGAUUUUAUUGAUGAUGCAUGUAACAAAGGAAUACCCGUGAUCAUCUUAACAGCCUACAGUAGAAGUGGAGAAAAAACUGCUCGUUCUAUAGUUGAGAAACUCGGUGAUGAACGACUCUCGAAAAUAAAAGUUGUUGGGAAUGAGGAAGUAGAAAAGAGUUUAUAUGGUCAACUUGUGUUUGGCAAAGGAAUGUCUUCUUCUUUGGAUGAACAACUAGCUAAGGAAGCUAGAAAAGCAGCUUCUGCUGAGAAACAAAGAAUAGCGGAGGAGGUUGCGUCCUUGCUGAAAGUGAGUGUUAACAUUGAUACCAGCUCAUCUGAAAGGUUGGAGAAGAUUGUAGCCUCACUACGUGCAGGGGCAGAGAUUGCUGAGGUUCCUGUCUACAAUUGCAUCCUCGUGGCAGGAAGCAAAUCUGGACUUGCUGCAGCUGAGCAGAUAGGCAUGCCCCGUGUCGCGCUGCGGAGCAGUUUCACAUCAAGAGCAGAGUUCCCUACAGCCAAUGCUAUAAUGGAUGGGUUUGGAGGUGCAGAUCUAACAAUCUCUAAACUAUGCCAAAAGCGAUGGUCUUGACCCUUGAAAUAUUCUUCAUCAAGGUGCCUGAGCUGAUUGCUCGCCAUUUAAUGCAAUCCAUUUGGAAACUUUAAUGUUCAUUGGUCAAGCAGAUACAGGCUUAAAAUUUGUAAUAUGAUUUUUGUUCAAGAUUGUCAUACCUUCCUUCACAGCAACAUUAGGUCUUGCUUUUUCAUGGAUUUCUACACAUUUAGCUUGCAACUUUUCAAGUUGAAA
Messenger RNA from Gossypium raimondii (Peruvian cotton), 1427 nucleotides. Its product is annotated as CBBY-like protein. Gene Ontology annotation, molecular function: hydrolase activity. The transcript has 11 exons. NCBI's taxonomy places the organism in Eukaryota, Viridiplantae, Streptophyta, Magnoliopsida, Malvales, Malvaceae. The record is from RefSeq and is a predicted model, not a curated record. The coding region runs from base 99 to 1211 and encodes 370 amino acids.